This is a messenger RNA of Punica granatum (pomegranate), 1253 nucleotides long. Lineage: Eukaryota; Viridiplantae; Streptophyta; Magnoliopsida; Myrtales; Lythraceae. The record is from RefSeq and is a predicted model, not a curated record.
UUAGGCCAGACCGCAGGGUUUUAAGCUCAGUUCCGGUCUCCGAGCUCCGAUAGCUCGCAGAAGCUAAGGAGAGGAAGCGCUGUGGGAGUACAGAAUGGAGAAAUCGGUCCUGAAGCUCGAUAAGGGAACAACCUGCACUGCGUGGAACUACUGUGGUCAGAGAUUGGCUGCCGGCUCCGUCGACGGAACGCUCUCCGUCUUUGAUUCCCCGGACCCUGCUUCCUCUUCCUUCAGCCGCAGCUCCAGUGUUAAGGUACGCGAGGUCGGUAUCUCGAAGGUAGUUUGGGUACCUCCCGAGUAUGGGGAUGCAGUGGCUUGCAUCUUUGAGGAUGGAAAUUUUUCUAUCUGGGAAGAAGUUGCCGAAGAUUCUCUAUCAGUUCAGUGGAAGCUGUGUGAGUUCUUCAAAAGCAGUUCCUCUAAAGUGUUGGAUAUCCAAUUUGGAGUUUCUCCUACAAGCUUGAAAAUGGUUGCCGGGUAUUCGGAUGGGUCUCUAAAGGUCUUUGAGCUAACAAAUCCCUUGGAGCUGAAGAAUUGGCAGCUGCAGGCUGAAUUCCAGAAUGUUAUUGAUUCUGUUUCCACAUUUGGUAAAGCCUCGUGCUUGUCUGCUUCAAUUUCUUGGAAUCCAGUGAGAGGUGAAGGUCAAGAGUCAAGUUUCGUUAUGGGUUUCAAUUCAGAUACACCUCAACUUAAUUCCUCCAAGGUGUGGGAAUUUGAUGAAGCUCAUCAAAGAUGGCUUCCAGUAGCAGAGUUGGCUUUGACUGAGGACAGGGGUGAUCGGGUAUAUUCCGUUGCAUGGGCCCCUAAUAUUGGGAGGCCAUGGGAGUUAAUAGCUGUGGCAACUGAGAAGGGAAUCACAAUAUGGCAUCUUAACUUAAGCCCUGAUGCGGAUGGAAGACUUCCUGUGGAAAGGGUUGCGUUGCAUUCUGGACAGGAAGGAGAGGUUUGGCAAAUGGAAUGGGACAUGAGUGGGAUGACAUUGGCAACUACCGGAUCUGAUGGGGCUGUGAAGUUGUGGCAAUCCAACUUGAACGGUGUUUGGCAAGGACAAGCCACAUUUCUGCCAACUUGUUAGCUGGUUAAGCAUUUAGUCAUCUUUUUGUGUGCUCCAGAGUUUCAUUGUGUACUCAUCUCCCACACAGAAAUGAAAAGAGUUUGAUAUUUGUAGACAAACCUUCCGAAACCUUGGAGAAGUUAAUUUAUCUCCUCUAGAUGAUAAGACAUAUGGCCGUGAUAUUUCCUUCCAGUUAAGGGUA